Xylaria bambusicola is the source of this 1077-nucleotide messenger RNA. RefSeq names its product Gar1/Naf1 RNA binding region-domain-containing protein. The transcript has 2 exons. The coding region runs from base 301 to 957 and encodes 218 amino acids. NCBI's taxonomy places the organism in Eukaryota, Fungi, Ascomycota, Sordariomycetes, Xylariales, Xylariaceae. The record is from RefSeq and is a predicted model, not a curated record. Gene Ontology annotation, biological process: snoRNA guided rRNA pseudouridine synthesis; ribosome biogenesis. Gene Ontology annotation, molecular function: box H/ACA snoRNA binding. Gene Ontology annotation, cellular component: box H/ACA snoRNP complex.
CACCAUAAGUGGACGAGGUCAUACGUUUCUCCGCCCCGAAAGGCCCGUAUGAGCCCCACAUCUUAAACUCCCAAUUGAACCUUGCAGCAGUGGGAAGCUCUCUCUUUUCGGUAUAGCGCCAAUUGAGACUGGCAGAAAAAAAAUCCAGAGCAGACCUGGAGCUCCACUGGUGAAAGAAAUCCCAAAACUUCAAGAGCCGGCGAAAGGACCCUUGUCGAACGGCGGCACAUACAUCAAUUUUGGGUCCCCAAUUGACCGCAUAAUUAGAGGGAACGGCAUACUUAUCAACUUUACAAGACAAUGUCGCGAGGAGCGCCGCGUGGACGCGGCUUUGGAGGUGGCCGUGGAGGGGGAGGCUUUGGCGGAGGCGGCCGAGGUGGUGGCCGCGGCGGUUUCGGACAGCGCGACUUCGGCCCGCCCGACACGAUCCUCGAGAUGGGCUCCUUCAUGCACGCCUGUGAAGGGGAGAUGGUGUGCAGCAGCAUAAGCGCGCAGAACAAGAUCCCGCAGUUCAACGCGCAGAUCUUCCUAGAGAACAAGACGUCCGUCGGCAAGGUUGACGAGGUCCUCGGCCCCAUCAACCAGGUCUACUUCACCAUCAAGCCCUCCGAGGGCAUCCAGGCCGGCAGCUUCAAGCCCGGUGACAAGUUCUACAUCGGCGCCGAGAAGGUCCUCCCCUUCGAGCGCUUCCUGCCCAAGCCCAAGCCUCCCCCCGGUGCCCCCAAGGUCAAGAAGUCGAGUCGCGGCGGCGGCCGGGGUGGACGCGGUGGCCCUAUCCGUGGAGGUGGUAAAGGUGGAUUCGGCGGUGGACGUGGCGGCCCUUCGAGAGGGGGUCGUGGCGGCUUUGGAGGUGGACGGGGCGGUGGUGGUCGUGGAGGAUUUAGCAGAGGGGGCGGCGGAGGCGGUUUCGGAGGCCGGGGACGGGGAGGAGGUGGUUUCAGCAGGGGAGGACGAUGAAUACGAUGAUGAUGAUACCCCGGUUUCCGUCACGCAAUCUCUCUUCCGCUCCUCCUGCUCUAUCGUUUUUGUUACACUUCAUACGGCUCAUGCGGCACGGGAAAUAGGCGUUCAGGAUUG